Messenger RNA from Coccomyxa subellipsoidea C-169, 930 nucleotides. RefSeq lists its product as hypothetical. NCBI's taxonomy places the organism in Eukaryota, Viridiplantae, Chlorophyta, Trebouxiophyceae, Coccomyxaceae. The transcript has a single exon. The coding region runs from base 475 to 717 and encodes 80 amino acids. The record is from RefSeq and is a predicted model, not a curated record.
GAUAUUGAGCACAUCAUUACAUUGCGAUUGCCACAUUGACACAACGAUGGUGUAAGUUGAUACUUCUAAAAUACGGUAUACUGGACAAACCAUGCCCACGAACAAGCGUUUGCCUUUUUGCAUGCCAAGAACCCUAGGGGGGUCUAUACAAUUUCCAUGGCAUUUGGUCACACAGUUCUACAACGAACGACUCAGAAACACUCCGUCUGCUGCAGCUGCCACUAAGAAUCAUAUUAAUGGGAGCAUUCAUGCCACAAAGUAUGCCACACUUCAUUUGCUUAAGCUUGGCAUGGGCGCACUAGCACUGAUGUAAAAAGGCUGAAACAUUAUAAUCAUACCCCAAGAAACAUGGCUCAGGCCAAACACUUAAACGCUCAAAAGCACUGCAAAACUGCUGACUUUGCCAUAAAAUGUCAGCUUGCAAGCCUUGUCACUGCGUAUGGUUUUCUGUAAGUACCCAUUUACAACUGAAGGAUGGCACAUAUUAUUAUUGUUAUCACACGCUUUACCUGCCGAAGGCAAGGUGCGUCUGCAGACAAGCUGCAUGUAAAGGCUGCCACAAUCCUACCCCUUGUUGGACUCGCCAGAUCCAAGCAAGACCCAAUCAUCCGUGGGCACGGUGCUCAGUAUUUGUACCGCCCCCCGCCAGCCGGGGCCAAUGGCACCGAAGGAUGGCACAUAGCAGCACUUACAAUGCAAGAGAUCAUGAUGCACUAGGAUAACUCUAUCUACCAUUUCAGCAAAGAUCUGACAUGAAUAAAAAUUGACGAACUGAGCCAGAAAUGCUGUUACUUUCUGACCACUUGCGCCAUGCGAUCCAGCUUUUAUAAUGUAGCAAACUGAGGUGAAGGACUGAAAAGAGCCUUUCUUCUGGUUCUCAAACCUACUGCUAGGGCCUCCACAUUCUCUUAUCGGGAGACUGGCUCUCAG